UUCCAAUCCGCAUUCGCAAAGCGGUGCGGACGCCGAACACGCGGUCGCGUAACGCGCGUUUCUCUACACGUAAUAUACGACAAACAAAAAACAUGUUUAAUAAAUAUAGUUUCCUAAGGAAGUAAUUAAUAAUGAAUUAAUGUGCAAGUGUUAAUGUGAAAUAUUGAACAAGGAACAGAUUUGCGUUUUGUCGGCCAGUACAUAACCAGUGGCGAGAGCGUAGCUGGCUUGCACCACCCGCAGUGGCACCAUUGCUCUGAAUGACUCUCCCACUUCGUUGGCAUAGCCUGCAGUAGAACAUGGAUCUAUUCAGUGAUCGUUACAUAACAAGAGAUGAACAGCUGUCGUCCCGACCCAGCCAACAGUUCAAUGUAGUCCGACGGGUAUAUCAGCAAGAUGUGCUGAAUAAGGACGCCGAUUACCAAGUGCCUGACAAACCACUGAGCUAUCGAUGCAAGAAGGCGGUUCAGAACUGUGGCUUCGGCGAGUGUUUGCUGAACUCGGUGCCGAUAGCGCGAUGGCUGCCGCGGUACAGUGCCGGCCGCGAUCUGGUCGGCGACCUGGUCGCUGGCGCUACCACUGCUGUUAUGCAUAUACCACAAGGUAUGGCAUACGCGCUGCUGGCUGAGGUGCCUCCGAUAGUUGGUCUGUAUAUGGCGUUCUUCCCAGUCCUGAUCUACGUCAUCUUCGGCACCUCACCGCAUGUCUCCAUGGGGACUUUUGCUGUCGCCUGUCUGAUGGCGGGAAAGGUGGUUACUCAAUAUUCGACUCAUCCUGAUUACGCUAAUUUGAUGAAUGCGACAACCAAUGUAACAGCAGGAGGCAUUAUAGCUGCGCCUCAGUACACACCGCUACAAGUUUUAAGCAUAGUCUGUCUAUCUGUAGGAUUCUUUCAGGUGAUAAUGUGGAUGUUACGUCUCGGGGCUGUUUCCACGUUGCUAUCGGAGCCCCUGGUGUCAGGGUUCACGACGGCUGCUUCCUUCCAAGUGCUCGCGUCUCAGCUCAAAGAUCUCUUCGGUGUUAAGAUUAGAAAAACAGGACCGGACUACAAAGUUGUUUUGACAGUGAUAGAAGUGGUGAAGAAUUUACCGAACCUGAACUGGGCGGCGGUGAUUAUCUCCGCGAUCACCUGCCUCAUCAUCGCUCUCAAUAAUGAAAUCUUGAAGCCGAUAGUGAGCAAGGUGAGUCGCGUGCCAGUGCCAGUGGAGCUACUGGCUAUCGUAGCUGGAACACUGGUCUCCAGCCUCGCCAGUCUCAAUGAACAGUUCGGUAUCACUCUCGUCGGACAUAUACCUACUGGUCUGCCAGUACCCGAAGUGCCUCCUAUCGAGUUAUUCCCGUCUGUAGCGCUGGACGCCUUCACCAUCACUAUGGUCACUUACACCAUAUCCAUGUCUAUGGCGUUAAUAUUUGCUUCCAAAGAGAAAUAUGAAAUCGACGCGAACCAAGAACUUCUAGCAUUGGGUGCAAGUAACGUAUUCGGAUCCUUCUUCGGGUGUGCUCCGAUCUGUGCUAGUUUAUCACGUUCCUAUAUACAGUAUCAGGCGGGCAGCAAGACGGGCGUGACGACAGUGGUGAGCGCGAGUCUGAUCGUGUGCGUGCUGCUGUGGGUGGGGCCGUUCUUCGAGCGGCUGCCGCGCUGCGUGCUCGCCUCCAUCAUUGUCGUCUCGCUCAAGGGCAUGUUCAUGCAGGUCAAGGAGUUACGCAAGUUCUGGCUUCUGAGUAAACUGGACGCGAUCGUGUGGCUCGUCACAUUCCUCACCACGGUUCUCAUUAAUAUUGAUAUUGGUCUGGCGGCGGGUCUGUUGGCGAGCGUGGGCACGCUGUUCUGCAGGUCCCAGAAGCCCUACACCUGCCUGCUCGGCCGCGUCCUGGACACUGACCUCUACCUCGACACUAAGCGGUACCGAGCUGCGGAAGAGAUUCCCGGUAUCAAGAUUUUCCACUACUGCGGUGGACUGAAUUUCGCGAGCAAGAACCUGUUCCGAUCGACGCUGUUCCGCAAGAUCGGCUACCUGAAGCCCGCUGACACCGCGCAGGAGGAGGACAACCUCACCAAGAGCGAGUCCUUCGAGUGGGACCCCACUAUUGGACAUAGAGUACAAUGCGUGAUAAUAGACGCGACGGCGCUGUCGUACGUGGACGCGCCCGGCAUCCGCAGCCUGGUGGCGGCGCAGCGCGAGCUGGCCGCCAGCGCCAUCACCGUACUGCUCGCUGGAGCUAAUGGCCCAGUAUUAGAAAUGAUAAAUAGAUACAAUUCUUUGGAAAGUGAACAAUUACAGUUAGAUACUUUCCCUACAGUACACGACGCGGUCGUUUAUUACAAAAUAUUAACUUCCAGAAAAGACGAACCCGCGUUAACAAUUGUAUCAUGAUUGUCAAAUAUUAAAAUAGCCGUUAUUCAACUGUUAAUAGCUAAACUGCUAUUUUCAACCGUUAUAACGUUACACGUUAUUGCUAUUAACUGUUUAGAGUUAUUUAAAAAUAGAAUUGUAAAUAACUGUUUUAUUUUUAAUUGUUAUUCGUUUAUCGAUAGGUUAUUUUUAUAGUAAAGACGUAAGCUACUAUUUUUGUUAGAAGUAUUUGUAUUUUAAUAUAAAUGGAAUAAAACGCAUCAGAAUACAAAUAAUUUUAGACUUUCCUAAAAGCAUAUUAUAUUACUUCAUGUAUAUUUUUAUAUCUUUCUCGAAUAUUUUCAUACUUAGACAAUAGACUUUUUAACUUUUGGUUUUAAAAGGCUUGCAUUUUAUAAUUUCUAGAAAUGUCCACUAUGAGUUAAAUCUGUUACACAAUCAGUUUUAACUGCACAGUUUAUGUUAUUUGCCUACGUAUAGUUAAAACUGCAGACGUGUAACGGACUUUUUCACUUAUUAUUUGUAUUUGUUAAAUUUACAAGUGAUAUUUUAAACAAUUUGUUACUUAAAAUAUGGUGCUUAAUUUAACU
Molecule: messenger RNA, 2944 nt
Organism: Papilio polytes (common Mormon)
Lineage: Eukaryota; Metazoa; Arthropoda; Insecta; Lepidoptera; Papilionidae
Gene: Prestin
Product: solute carrier family 26 member 6
Exons: 18
Coding region: 300-2375 (691 amino acids)
Biological process (GO): transmembrane transport
Cellular component (GO): membrane
Molecular function (GO): chloride transmembrane transporter activity; bicarbonate transmembrane transporter activity; oxalate transmembrane transporter activity
Source: RefSeq, a predicted model, not a curated record